Molecule: messenger RNA, 1001 nt
Organism: Medicago truncatula (barrel medic)
Lineage: Eukaryota; Viridiplantae; Streptophyta; Magnoliopsida; Fabales; Fabaceae
Product: BURP domain protein RD22
Exons: 3
Coding region: 198-740 (180 amino acids)
Source: RefSeq, a predicted model, not a curated record
AUCUAUAAAUGAUGUGUAAGGCCACUUAGGGAUCUUCAUUCUAUCUUGUUUUCAGUUCCUUUACUUCUGAAUCUUUGUUUCCACUAUGAAGUCUACUUAUGUAAUCCAUCUUUAUCUCACUCAAUCUUGCACUUGUAGCAACCCAUGCUGCAUUACCCCCUGAAUUGUACUGGAGGUCCAAACUUCCAACAACUCAAAUGCCAAAAGCCAUCAUAGAUCUUCUUCACCCUGGCACAGCUAACGGAAAAACAAAUGGGAAAAGUGAGACCUUGGAUGAUCCAAAUAGAUAUUUUAUGGUUUAUGGCAAAGAUGCUGCAAGUGAAACACAAUUACAUGGUGACCCAAAUAGAUUUUUUAUGGUUUAUGGUAAAGAUGCUGCAAGUAAAAAACAAUUACAUGAUGAUCCAAAUAGAUUUUUCAUGGUUUAUGGCAAAGAUGAUGCAAGUGAAACACAAUUUCUACAUGACAAUCCAAUUGUGGCCUUGUUCUUCUUGGAAAAAGACUUGCAUCUUGGUACAAAAUUGAACAUGCAAUUCAAAAAGACCUCAAAUUAUGAAGUAACAUUUUUGCCUCGUGAAGUUGCUAAUUCCAUUCCCUUUUCAUCAAACAAAGUGGAAAAAAUCCUUAACCACUUUUCCAUCAAGCAAGGAUCAAAAGAGUCUAAAAUUGUGAAGAAUACCAUUAUAGUGAGUGUGAAGAAAAUGACAUCAAAGGAGAGCAAAAGAGUUCGGGUAUUAUAAUACCUGCAUUUAAAAUAAGGUACUUUGUAUGAUCCAUUCUUGUUAUUAUAAUAUGAAUAAUCAUCUAUAGUUAGUUGAUAGGUAAACUAGAGUUAGUAGCUUGGUUAGAAGUUAGUUAGAGUUAGUUACACAAUUAAACUCUCUAUAUAGGAACACUCAUGUAUCAUUUCAUUAUCUUUUGUUAAAUCUAGUUUACUCUCCUAUGAGUCACUAUGGGUAUCUCCCACAUGAAUACACCUAUGCUCUCUUUCUAACUGAUCA